AUGGCCGACUUUGACCGCUUCUUCAAAAUCUCGGUUGUUCGUAGUGAGUUCGAGGCCCAACAGAAGAAAAUAUACGAUGAAGAUACUCGCAUAAGGACGCUCAAACGGAUAAUAGAUACGCACCAGCUCGAUCAGUCGCGCCGAUUCGGCAAGAUGAGGCUAGUGCGACGCUCAUCAGAAUGGGACUUGACCCUCAUGGAGGAUGCGCGUGAGCACCUUUUCUUACCUUUCAUGGAGAGCAUCCUGAGAGAGCUUAAUGAAAGGUUCAACUUUUACAGCUAUGCGGUGUAUGAUGGGGCUUGCUGCUUCAACCCCACACACUCCUAUUUCCUUGACGCGACCAAGACCCGGGAGUUCGGCAGACUUUAUAGCUGCAAUCUUGAAGAGCUCGCGAGUGAAGUUGUGGUCGCAUCGCGAGCAUUUGAGCGACGCCAAAAAGAGCUCAAAGAUGAUG
Molecule: messenger RNA, 454 nt
Organism: Perkinsus marinus ATCC 50983
Lineage: Eukaryota; Perkinsozoa; Perkinsida; Perkinsidae
Exons: 1
Source: RefSeq, a predicted model, not a curated record